AUGAGAGAUGCUGCGGAUGACCUCGAAUGGGCUGCCACCCUAUUCCAUGCGGACCUGAAUGCGCGCCUCAAAGGGGUGUUGCAGCCCAAGAUGAAGGAGGAAUAUGGCUACUUGGAGAAUGUAAAGGCGGUGUUCCUUCAUCCUAACAACGACAGACUGCGGGGCAAUGCACGACUCAUAUUUAAGGGGGUAGACAACUAUGAUCUCGGCGGGAUUGGAGAACUACGUAUGUGGUACGUCAAUGAGACCAGUGAGGAGAAGGGAUUUCCGGGUGAGAACUAUUGGAAACAGCAGGGAUACUCAUCUCCUGAGGAGCUAGCGGAUCUCCUUCGCGUGGAUCGUGCGGAUUCCACAUGGGGAUUUGAUUUCGCCUGA
Messenger RNA from Dichomitus squalens LYAD-421 SS1, 375 nucleotides. RefSeq lists its product as uncharacterized. Bases 1 to 375 code for a protein of 124 amino acids. The transcript has 2 exons. Lineage: Eukaryota; Fungi; Basidiomycota; Agaricomycetes; Polyporales; Polyporaceae. The record is from RefSeq and is a predicted model, not a curated record.